CAUCGAUGUAAUCCACAGUCAACCGCCUCGUGGCUGAGGAAAAAGCGAACGCUCACCGAUAAACCGAUUGACUCAGCUCGACACCACAUUAACCUUUGUUCCUUUGCAUUGUUGCUCAACAUCAUUUAAUUGCUUCGCAAAGUUGUUUGAGGACACGUUGGCAUGGAAGCCGAUUUGAAUUUCUCUUCUCGUCGAUCGCCUGUGAUAUGUUUAAACGGCUGCGUGGCUUCCAGCCAGCCCCUCGCUUCUGCCGCAGGUCUGGAUGUUCUGAAGCGUGGUGGCAAUGCUGCAGAUGCUGCGGUCGCCGUAGCAGCAGCUCUGGCAGUUACAGAGCCAUGCAGCACCGGCCUCGGUGGAGAUGCCUUCUGCCUGUUCUUUAACAGCGACACCAGCGAGAUCAGAAUGAUAAACGGCAGUGGUCGUUCUCCCAAAGGUUUGACUCUGGAAUUCCUUAAAGGUCGCAAGUACUGCACUGAGACCCCUCCUCCAGUGUUUGAUGCUCUGAAUGUUACAGUGCCCGGGGCACCUGCAUGCUGGUGUGAUACCAUUCGGAUGUUUGGUAGUCACAAGCUGUCCUUCCGAGAGGUGCUCAAUGGGGCAGUGGAACUGGGUGAGGUGGGGUUUCCUGUUGCCGAAAUCACAGCUCAUGGAUGGACACACUGGGUGGCUGAGCUGCGAAAUGCCGGAAAGGAACUUGGUGGAGACCUGCUGAUUGAUGGUCAUCCUCCCAAACAUGGACAAGUAUUCCGUAAUCCUGCCCUAGCCCGAACUCUGAAGGAAUUGGGAGAGCAUGGAAAGGCAGCUUUCUACCAGGGCAGAGUUGCCCAAGCCAUCAUUGACAUAAUUGUCCAACAUGGAGGAGUCAUGACCUUGGAUGACCUCAGCAGCCAUGACAGUGAUGUGGUCAGUCCCAUCAGCACAAAGUACAAGGGUGUGCGCCUGUGGGAGUCUCCUCCUAAUAGUCAAGGGUUGGCUGCCCUGCUGCUUCUCAACAUUCUGGAGAACUUCCCUCUCAAAGCUUUAGGUCAUAAUAGUGCAGACUACAUCCAUAUUCUGGUGGAGGCUAUUCGCUUAGCCCAAACAGAUGCUAAAAGCUACGUGGGUGACCCAGACCAUGUGACCCUUCCACUGCAAAGCCUAUUGGAAAAAAGGUUCAGCAGGCAGCGAGCCCAGCUCAUCAACAUGGACAGGGUCAUGCAAGAUGUAGAGCCGGCCCUGAUGACAGAAAGUGAUGACAGGCCCUGAACAGUCUAUUUCUGUGUGGUUGACUGUCAGGGUAAUGCCUGUUCUUUCAUCAACAGCACAUUUAUGGGCUUCGGGACUGGUCUUGUCCCAAAGGACUGCGGUUUCUCUCUUCAGAAUCGUGGGGCCAGCUUCUCUCUUCAUCAGAACAGUGUUAACUGCGUUGCCGGGGGGAAGCGGCCCUACCACACCAUAAUACCCGCACUUCUCACUGACUGUGCAUCUGAAUCCCAAAAGCCACAACUUCUCGCCUCCUUGGGAGUAAUGGGCGCUUUGAUGCAACCACAAGGACACAUUCAGGUGUUGUUUAACAUGUUGGAGUUUGGGAUGAAUCCACAGCAAGCACUCGAUUCACCAAGAAUAUUUGUACAAUAUGAUCUCAAAGAAAAUCAAUGGUCUGUGAAUUUGGAGGAGGGAAUCGACCAAGAGGUGGCUGAGGUUCUAACAAGACGAGGUCAUAAAGUCAACUGGCCAGUCAUUGGUCACAAGAGGUCGCAGUUUGGGAGGGGACAGAUCAUCACAAUAGGGGAUUGGUGGAAUCCAUUGGCCAGCCACAAGGAUCAUCCAACCAGGGUGUUGUGGGCAGGAUCAGAUCCCCGAUCAGAUGGAUGUGCGAUGGGAUUUUAGACUGCUUCAGCUUCAACUCCACUUCCAACAGCAAUACCUUA
Hippocampus zosterae (dwarf seahorse) is the source of this 1910-nucleotide messenger RNA. RefSeq names its product glutathione hydrolase-like YwrD proenzyme. Lineage: Eukaryota; Metazoa; Chordata; Actinopteri; Syngnathiformes; Syngnathidae. Gene Ontology annotation, biological process: glutathione catabolic process. The record is from RefSeq and is a predicted model, not a curated record. Gene Ontology annotation, molecular function: glutathione gamma-glutamate hydrolase.